Messenger RNA from Gadus macrocephalus (Pacific cod), 8496 nucleotides. It is a transcript of the gene raver2, whose product is annotated as ribonucleoprotein, PTB-binding 2. Gene Ontology annotation, molecular function: mRNA binding. The transcript is spliced from 16 exons. The coding region runs from base 193 to 2784 and encodes 863 amino acids. Lineage: Eukaryota; Metazoa; Chordata; Actinopteri; Gadiformes; Gadidae. Gene Ontology annotation, cellular component: cytosol. The record is from RefSeq and is a predicted model, not a curated record.
GGUCGCCAUCGUCCGAGGUGAAGCCCUACACAUGCUGGAAGGGAGCGGUGUACUUGAACUGCGCUGCCUUGCUUGUUCCUCUCGGUCUACAUUUUUUCCUUCACUCUCUCACAUGGGCGCAAUAAAACACAGACGCCCACCUAUCUCGCACUACCACUCCGCUCUCUCACUUUUAUCCACACAACAGUCAAAAUGGCGGCAGCCUCGUCCAUCCCGCCGCCGACAGUCCACUCUUCUUCAGUUCGAGAAAAUUUACUUUGUUCGGAGAUGGACGGCCAAGAGACCCGACAGGAGCAGGAUGCAGCCGGGUCAUCCGACCCCCCGGGAGUCACGCUCCGCGACCUGCCGGAUCUGGAGCCGGAGGAGAUCGGGAAGAGGCUGGCCAAAACUCGCCAGGAGCUGAGCAACAGGAGGAAGAUCCUGAUCAAAAACCUACCGCAAGACACCACAAACCAGGAAGUCCAUGAAUUUCUGAAGGAGUAUGAACUGAAGUACUGCUUUGUGGACCGCAACAAGGGCACCGCCUUUGUGACUUUGCUGAAUGGCACCCAGGCUCAGGAUGCCAUCCGCUCCCUCCACCACAGCACGGUGCGCGGCCGCUGCAUCAGCGUGGCGCUGCAGCCCACUGACUCGCUGCUCUGCCUAGCCAACCUGCCGCACACCUUCACCGGCCAGCAGUUCGAGGAGCUGGUGCGCGCCUACGGCAACAUCGAGCGCUGCUUCCUGGUGUACAGCGAGCUGACGGGGCACUCCAAGGGCUACGGCUUCGUGGAGUACAUGAAGAAGGACUCGGCGUCCCGCGCGCGCUCAGAGCUGCUGGGCCGGCCGCAGGGCGACCGGUCUCUGAUGGUGCAGUGGAUGGACGUGAACCAGCUGAUCCAGGAACAGCAGCUCCACUCCCGGUGUCUGUGUGUGGACAAGCUCCCACUGGACCUGUGUGACUCUGAGGAACUGACCCAGCUCUUCUCCGACACCUACAAACCUGUCUUCUGCCAGCUGGCCCAGGACGAGAGCAGCCCGGUGCGGGGCUUCGGGGUGGUGGAGUACGAGAGUGCGGAGCAGGCGGAGGCUGUGCUGCUGGAGAUGGACCGCACAAUGCUGGGCGGCCAGGAGAUCCGCCUCUCACUCUGCACCCCCGGCGCGUCGGGACGCAGCACCCUGGCCGCGCUCAUCGCUGCCCAGGGAGGGCAGAUGCUGGGUAAUAAGAAAGGUCUGCUUCCGGAGCCAAACCUGGCCCAGCUGUUGACAAGCAUCACAAACCCUACGGCCCUGCAUGUCCUCCUCAGACCCUACCACACCGGGAAAAGAGGAGGAAAGUACGGCCGCCACCACAGCCUUCCCUUCCUGCGCCCCCCCAUCACCUCGGCACUGCUCACCCUUGGGAAAGCUCACCAGAGCGCUAUGCUGGGAAACGGACUAGUGCUCCAGAACCUUCUACACAUGCAGCUGGCCCAGCAACAGCUCAUGCACAUCAAAGAGAAGCGGAUCACCAAUGUGGCCAGUCUCCUAGGGGACCCCUCGCGGCUGCUGCUCCACAAGGCCAUGUCUCUGAGGACCCUUCCCCAGGGGCCCAUGGCCCUAGGAAAGGGCCUGCUGGGGGACUCGCCCACGGAGUUUGUUCAGGAGUCCACACCUGUGCCUACACACAAUGGUGCAGCGGUGGUGUCCGAAGCCUCCAUGAUGCCCCACAAGCCUGGCCGCGCCCCCGCCGGCGUGGAGCACAAUGGCUUCCACUCUUCGUCUGCUGCCUACUCCUCCUCCUCCGCCUCCUCUGUCAUCACCUUCUCGGCUUCCAAUAGGCAGCCGGCUCCCCCGGGAGUCGUGUUGAGUGUCCAUCCCCAUGGGCAGGGCUACUCCCUGGGCAGCAACUGUGGCCUUGCCCCCCCUCCACCGCCCAAAGACCCUGCGGGCCUGCAGGUGUUGCAGCACCACAGCUGUGAUGGUUACCCCCUGCCAGGCACGGCCAGUGGGCAGGGUUCUCUGCUGGGUGAACCACCUAAAGAGGUGAAGCUUCCCUCUAACCCCUAUCUCAACCUGGCCAGCGUGAUGCCAGGCAUGGUGCUGCAAGGGCCGGUUGGGAGUAAAGCCCAGGCAGGGCAGCCCGGACCUGGGCUUUACAGCAGCUCCCUGGCCCCCCAAGCUUCCCAGGGCUCCAGCUCUCUCUCCCACAGCACUGUGGUGGCGCCCGCCCCGGCCCAGUACACCACAAACACCUACGCCGACUACAGCCAGUACAGCCAGGUGUACUCACAGGAAGCCAUGCAACAAUGGUAUCAUCAGUACCAAGCCGCACAAGUCCAGAACUACAACACCGCUAUCAACCCAGACAGCCUGGCUCCAGACUACAGCAAGGAGCAGUCUCCUGCUGUGUCAUCCUAUGGAGAAUAUGGCUCCUACAUGCAGGCAGUCACCCAGUACUACACACAGCCUUCCGCAGCCAGCCAGGCCUACACCAGCAAGGAAGUCUCCCUCCACGCCGUGGGCCAUGCCCCCCCGCCAGCCGUUCUGCCCGCCAGUGCGGUGCUGCCAACGUACGGCGCCCUGCCCCUGAUGCCUGGCUUCCUGGGGGCCGCCCACCCCGCUGGGCCCCCGCCGGGCCACGUGGCGCAGGCCGCCGCCACCGACUGGAGCGCCUACUACUAUAAUCAGGCAAGGGGCCAAAAGAGGGAGUACCCCCAGUUAGCAGUGCAGGAAGUGACCUCAUCAGAAGGGGCCUACAUCGGACAGCACUCCCAGGGCCUCGGAGGCCAGUACGCCGACUACUUCAAGAGGAAGAGGCUUUAGUGGGCGGCGGCAACAGCAGCACCUUCGGGCCCGGGCAAAAGGAAAGAAGCACAUUGUCCCUGCUGUACUGCUCCCUUUACACAAUGUCAUAGACCACCCCCCACCCCUCCUUACACACACCCUUUCCACAGCGGAUCUUGUGUGAUACACAAAAUGGCGAAACAACGUGGCUUAGGUAAAAACAAGACUUAUUGUUUUAUAAGAUUGUGUGUACACACGCACACACGCGCCCUGACAAACACACACUCACACCCACAUACAUAGACACACACACACACACACAGAGUUGCUUUCGUCCUCUUGAAGCCUUAACUCUUUAACUUAAUUGACCUUCUUCUCAGUCGAUGUGUGAAUGUUUUUUUUUACCUACUACAAACAAAUUUUUAACGUGCCGUGAUCUUAAAGCGUAUACUCUGCUUUUGUAUUUGAACUGCCUAACUGUCUGCCUUCCGACAUGAUCUAAAGACUAUUUCCAGUUAGGGUUCUCUCUGUGUUUAGCUGGCCUAGCAGUCGCACCUUCGCUAGGAAGGCAUAGGACAUUCUAUCUGUUGAACUGUUGCCUCACACACACAAAUGUCCGCUUUCUCUGUAGUUUCUUCAUUAUUUCCCGGACUGCACAACUUUUACUCCAAAGUGUGUGCGUGCGUGCGUGCGUGCAUGCGUGCGCGCGUGCGUGUGUGUGUCAUCCAGUUAUAGCUGACUGUUUAGGGUGUAAAACAAACUUUCAUAAUCACAAAUAUACUCUCACACAAACAACCGUAGAACAGAAACCAGUGAAUACACUGCCAUCAUCCCUCAAGUCAUUCUUGUGUUGUGUGUGUGUGUGUGUGUGUGUGUGUGUGUGUGUGUGUGUGUGUGGGUUGGUGUAUGAGUGAGAGAGAAAGCGAAAGAGAGAGAAACUCAUAUGUUUGAAUGUGUACAUAUCUUUGGGUACAUGGUACGAUUUAUACAUGCGAGAGUAUGUAAGAGGUUUUGUGUGUGUGUGUGAGACUUUAAGAGUGUGUUUCCGCUAUAGUUUGAUGAACUGCCCUCAUUUCCGUCUGUGUAUCCGUAUGUAUAUUUAUGAAUAUAUAUUGUAUUUACAUUUUAGGAAACGAUUAGCCAUUUUUAUCCCAAUGUUGACAGGGGUACAUCAGGAACGACAAAUACAGCCAAUGAAAACUCUCGACUCGGGACAUAAAGACAAAAGCCAAUGACAUCAUCACUUUGACCGCCAUUCAAUAAAUAGAUUGUGUACAUAGCGCACUUUAAUAUAGGACACACACUUCCAGUUCAGAUAUAGGAUACUAAUGUUAUUAAUGGUGUUAGUUACCCAUUAGUUCUGGAAUGGUUAUGAGUAAUGAAUGAAAGCAAGACACAACACUCUGUUGCAACCACCACAAGAAUGGCUUUUUUUCUUUCAUUCAUUUUUCAAAAAUACUUUUAAACCUGCAAUAUUUAGUCUGUCCCAAACCCUCAAGAUCCUAAUUCAGGUUGCAAGUUCAUUUAAAACAUACUUUAAUGAUUGACUUCAUUAUGUUGGAUGUCUCUGUCUGUCUCUCACACUCACUCUCUGACCUACUCUUAAUGAUUUCCCCUAGUUUUGAUGUGAUUGUGUUCAAUUUUGCGUUGUCGAUAUCUCUCACACUGGGACAGACUGCCAAUCCCAUAAAGGCAAUAACGAGACAUAUCAUCAGCCGUUUACUGUCACUCUCUACCUUUUAUGGCUUGGUAAAUUACACUUGUAUACACUUAUCAAUGUGUAUUCAUUCAUCGAAGCAACAGGAUAUUACACCUAUAGUUGCCAUGGAAACAAUGCCAGCUUGGCGGGCGUGGUCCACACAUGCCAGGCAUUAGCCUAUCAUCACAGUAUGCCCCAGGCUUUGCUCAUCACCAGCAGGAGGCAACAUUGAUGAGUGCAAUAAUCCCACUCCCCCACACACUAUGGUUUCACAAUAACUGACUAGACCAAAGGAAAGGCCUUUCCUUUAGAUAUGUUAUGUUUAUUUACAACUUUCCAUCAAUACUCUCUCAAUGUCCCUUUGGCUCUCUGAAUCAUCAUGUACACAAACCGGACCCACUCCGUCUUCUCGUCAAUAUGAGUGAGCUUUGUUUAAUCAGGGUCCCCCUGUGUUUAAUGAGGGCCCCGACAUAGGCGCCACGUACAUUCCCUCCCACAGCGUCAUCGUGCACUAAUUUCGCAUUUCUGUUCAGGAGAAUAAGGCAGGGACCUUUUUUGAUUACACAGAUCAUUUUGGAAUGAGAACCAAUCAUUUGGAAAGUUUCCUUUGGCUUGUUGGCGUGGUUCCUGCCACUUUGAUGUCCAUGUAGUCGGAUCACUAGAAGAAGGAGCCAGUUUUUUUUAUCUUCCAACAACCUACCACUUUUACCACUCUGGAGUUUUAAAUCACGUGAUGGACAGGACUCCACCAGCAAGCUGGAUAUCACGACUCGCCACUGUUUUUGCAAGUUGUGUGGGUGCGGGCGGAUGUUUGCGUAUGGUGCUUUAGGCCGAUCGUAUCUCUGGGGUAGUUUGUUGAUCGCCGUGGCAUCUCCGACGGUGCUGGCUCUGUGUUGGUGGACAGCUGAGGCAGCAGUCUUGCAGCUUCCUGUCGCUUUGCCGUCACCAUGCAUUCAGGCACUCUAAGCCUGGUCUGUUGGUUCUGUGCUCCAGCCCCUCUCCAUUCCAGUGUGUGUGUGUGUGUGUGUGUGUGUGUGUGUGUGUGUGUGUGUGUGUGUGUGUGUGUGUGUGUGUGUCUGUGUCUGUGUGUGUGUGUCUCUGUCUGAUAUUGAAGUUGGAAGGGGAAUAAAAUAAAUCUGAAUAUCUCAGAGCCUGCACCAGUUCACUCUCACGCCAUCUCUUUUUCUCUCAACCAACAAGUCUUCUCCAUCUCACUGAAUUUCAUCUCUCUCUCUCUCUCUCUCUCUCUCUCUCUCUCUCUGAGUAAAGCAUAUAGUACUGCUCUGCAGCCACACCUCCAACACAGUACUUUACACCAGUAGCUUUUAGACAAACAGACAGAAGCAGUGACUCCCAGGCUGUAUCUGGUAUGCAUUUCCAAGUAAUAAGCCUGCAGCAGCCUUUCAAUAAAUCAACAGACAUCUUGUUUGGCCACAUCAUUAAUUUAUUGCAUUAUACUUUGAUAGUAAUAAUAACAAGUGAAUAAUAAUACUAUAGGGCUAACUUUCACAUGUUUGAAGGUGUACCAUUCCCACUGGCCAGGGGACGCACAUCCUGGGUCUCUGGUUUAGACAGGUUGUCUGUUGUAAUGAUCACUGCCUGCAGUCCAAAUAAAUAAAGAAACCCAGACUUAGUCUCACCAGUGCCACAUCCUCUACGGGCCAAUAUGAACACUUCCUGUCACUAGUAGUCAAUGACACCUGACAGCCGUCUUGUAUUCAGCUGCAAGUCUGAGCAGCGCCACGGGCAUACAGAUGAGAACCAGCUUUGAAGCAGUUUUAAUGUUGCCAGUUUAAAAGGGCUAAUGAAAAUGUAUUCUACCUUCCCUACAAGUUAAAAAUGUGCCAUUGUGUUGCAACAUCUUUUAUUUAUUUGAGGGCGAAUGGUGCACGACGAAAUUGUAUGGAAGGCCUCACAAAAGAAAAAAAAUAGUUCUGACUUUAUUCUCAGAAAUCUGAGAUUAAAGUCAGAAUUCUGGGAAAAAAGUCAGAACUAUGGAAUUCUGACUUUAUUCUCAGAAUUCUGAACUCUCUUUUCUUAUUUAUGUAUAUUUCCGUUAUGAGGUUCAUGAAUUUAAAGUGAAAGGGAGCCAUCUACUGGUUACUAUGUGGUAGGGGACUUUCAUUUAAAGUUAAGAGAAAUUGUGACAUAUUUUUUAAGGUAAAGUUUACUUUGGAAAAUAUUUAUAUCCAAAUGAGCUAUACUUAUUAGUUGUAAUAAAGUGACACCAAGUUACGAUUAUGGGAAAUUGAGAAAGAUGUCUUUAAAAGAGGGGUGGUGCGCACAUCCAAAGGUAAUCCACAGGUGCUAGACAAUAGUGUUGAAUAUAAGAAAAAGGAAGGUCUGCACAAUGUUUAAAUGCUUCAGAAGUGGAUUUAUUAACAGGCAACGUUUAGAUCGCUAGGAAUCUUCAUCUGGCCUGAUGAAGAUCCCUAGCGAUCGAAACAUUGCCUGUUAAUAAAUCCACUUCUGGAGCAUUUGAACAGUUUGCAGACCUUCCUUUUUCUUAUAGUUAGAAAGAUGGUCAUACAUUUAUAAUAAUGGGCAUUUCUUGUAGGCUACUCUGCCCUCCUGGUCUACAUACAACCAAAGGGAAUCUAAAACUAUUUGUGAUUUUUUGGGGGGGCAUUGAGCUUCAAGACAAAUGUAUUUAACAGUGUUCCCUUCAUCUUCUGACUGGUUCAUGCUUCGUUUGGCCCUAACCUCAUCCAAAACACAACAACCCUCCAUUCUUCUCAAGCUGAUGUCAGUUCCCUAGGAUCGUGUAAGGUCAAUCAAAAAUUUCUCUGGUUAUUAUAGGAAAGUUUUAGCCAUAGAGUUGUGUUUCUAUGGGUUGGAGCAAGGCCUGCUUUGCUAUGGACUCCAAAUGUAAUGUAUGUAACAAUUGAACAAGAAUAGGGGAAAACGCCAUGUCUAUUUACACUGAAGCGUUGAGAUAUGCCAACCUGUCAAAAGCAUGGGGCGAGUGUGGUCUAUAAAAACUGUUGGUGAGUCACAUUGGAGGAGCUACAAUAAUUGGACGUCUUAUUAUUAUUACAUGGGCAUAUAUUAAUAUAUAGGCAGGCCCAGAGUGAUAGAGAUCUCUCUAUGGCUCUGGGCAGGCCUACGUUCAUCGCAUUGGCAAUGCAGCUCACUCGUCGCGCUUAAUGAAACUGACUUUGGGAAAGUGGAUGUGGGUCGCCAGGGGUCUCCGAGACGUGCCCUUCGUCCUCCUUCACCCGAGAAAGCAGAGCCGCUGGCCCCUGCGCUGUUUAGAAAACACUUGAGGGUGGCGAGAAGGGACUUCCAGUGGGAAGGGAAUAUUUGUGUGGUCACAAAGCUUUGCAAUAUGAACUUGUUACAAUUUAUAUUUUAACUGAUGUAGGUAGAAUAAUUAUUUGUGCAAUUUGCUUUUUAAUUUAGUCUAGUCAGUCUUUUUUCUGGCUUGAAUUUUACUUUAGAUUUUCAAAUAUUUUAUAUUGAAAUAUUGAUAUUGUUUUACUCUGAAUAAGAUUUCUAGAAGCACUUGAAUUUCAGCAUGCUUACCAUUGUAGUAUACAUAAAACUACCAUGGAUGGUUCUUUGCUUUUUAGCUUCUGGGCAGACACAUUUGAAGGCAAGGAAUGCAGAUUUUAUUUAUUUAUUUUCAUUGUACAUUUGUGUAUGUACAGCAAUUCUUUAGUCCAAUUAUUUCAAAAAUAUAUAAGGUCUUUUUUGCAGAAGAAUCUAUGUUCCUGAAUAAAAAAACAUUGUCUUACAAUAAACGGUUCACCUUACACUUUUCAUUGUCAACAAUGGCUAUAUGAUCACAUUGAGCACACGUUUAACAAUAGUGAUGAUGCAAGGCACGCUUGAUAAAGGCCUGACAUUCUUUCUCAAAUGGCUUGUUUGAAUUAUCACCAGGUUCAGACCAAUCCCUCUGCUGAAAUCAUUUAUUAUGCACAAUAAUAUAGUAUAAACAUGUCUCUUUCUGCUUAGAUUUUGAAAAUGGAUAAAAAAAACGAAAAGGGAUGAACAGGAAUAAAACAUUUUAUAGUAUGUAAUUGUAAGGUCCUUUAAAAUAAAUCACAUUA